GGUCGAACGGGAGUGAUGGUGUGCUCAUACCUGGUACACAGCCGCAUGUUUGCCACUGCUGGGGAGGCUCUCUCUUAUUACAGUGAGCGCAGGACGAAAGACCUCAAGGGGGUGACAAUCCCAAGUCAGCGGCGGUAUGUGGAGUACUAUGCCAAGCUAGUCAGCACACGUGCGGAGUACAACCCAGAGACGCUGGUGCUGCACUCGCUCUCUCUUGAGCCUGUGCCUACCUUCAAUGGAGGGACCUGCUCGCCAUUCUUCCUGGUUUGGAAGAGUGAUGCCAGCACCAUGGAGAAGUUGUAUGUGUCUCCUAUGCUGGAGGGACGUAAAGGCAACUCCACAUCACUGUGCUUCCACCUAACACGUACAGUGGCCCUCAAGGGCGACAUCAAAGUGGAGGUCUACAACAAGCCCAAAAUGAUGAAGAAGGAAAAGAUGUUCCAGUUCUGGUUCAAUACCUUCUUUGUACCUCCAAGCUGCAGUAGUAGCAGUGGUAGCAGCAGUGUAGGGCGAGGUGACGCACACUCACACCCCAAUGGUGUUGCAGGGGGAGGAGCAGCAGCACCUGCAGAACUCAGAAGAGCAAAAGCACAGACUAAUGCAAGAUCACUUUACAAGCAAUACAUGCAGACAACAACAAACAUACGAAAAUGUCGCAGGGUUCACAAUGGGGGAGAAGAGGAGAUGAGGACGUUAGUUCUCUGCAAGGACGACCUUGACAAGGCAUACAAGGACAAGACUCAUAGCAAAUUCAGUAAAGACUUCAAGGUAUCACUCAAAUUUGUGUCCCCAAGCCACCUGUGCCCCUCAGGUGCUGGAGGGGACGAUCCCAGCAGUGAUAUCGAUGGGCCAGGCUCUGAGAGUGACACCACAGACGACGAUGAUUGGGACACACAGGAGGCGACCCACAUCUAGGUUCGGCUCUCUCCACCCUUCACACACACCUGCCACAUCCCACAACUCACCUCCACCCCCGCCCCCACUACACCAUUGGCAUUGUUCUCUCUCUCUCACCCACAUACUUGUGUAUAAUGUGUUGCCAUGUGUUUGUAUAUGUGCAUAUAUCUGUAUGUGGAGUUCGCAGUGUGCUUUGCUGCGGCAAGGUUCUGUAUUUAUUCAAAUGUUGACCAGACAUUUUUGCCCUUGUGGAGGCAGAUCUGUGUGUGACUAGUUCUAUCAUCCAGUUGAGAAAAGAAAAGAGGAGCUUACACAGUGUGCUGUUUGUAUUAUUCAGGUCUUGCUCUCACAGUUAAUUCUUGUGGUUGACGGGGAUAAUCGACAAUUGGCUGUAGUGCAUGGCAAGAAAGCUUUAAUGAAGUUGGCUUUUGCAUAUGGAGCUGCUGACAGAAUGCACUGUGUAAACUAGCACCACACUUUUAUUAGGGGACAUUUUUGACAAUUUGGAUGCAUCUUCUGUUUUUAUUCAUGGCAAGUGUGUGAUUGCCAUGUGGUGAAGAAAAGGCGUUUGGGAGAGGAGUUUUGGGCAGCUGAAACUCCUGUGGCAAUAUAAACGUCUUGAACAGUGUGUGUUUAUGUGUGUGUAUGUGUGUGUGUGUGUGCAUGCACAUUAGUUUUUUGACAGCCUUUUUUUUAGGGAAUGUAUUUCGCUUUUAAUUCUUUCUGUUGAAAAGUCUGCAAGGUCUAAACUUAGGUGUUUUUAGGGUAAAGAAGCGAGCUAUUAUUUGUGCAGGCAGGUAAAGUCUUGGUCAUAGUUAACUACCUGGCAAUGCUCCAACAUCGCUAGUGCAGAUUUUUUUGUGAUAACACUUCAAAGGUUUUAUUUUCUUCAUAAAGAAUCUGCUGUAAUGCAGCAACACUGUGUUCAAAUGGCAUUGACAUGGCAUUCAGCCUUUGAUGUACAUGGAGGGUGCAACGUGGCCUUCUAUGUGGCUAAGGCAAUGUGCAACUGGAGAAGACUGGUUACUUUGGUGACCUCAUCAUGAAAGUUGCUCUGCUUUGUCAUUGGACGUAAUUAGGUUGCAUUAGAAGGCUGGAUGAAUGUGGGACCUAGAAGGGAACACUGCUGUUCACUUUAUUGCUGUUUGGUCAUUUGAUGCCUGUUAUAAUGAACUAGAAGGAACUGUCCCUUUAGUGCAGUGUAAUGGGGCCUCACAAUUUUCUUUUGCUUUCUGCCCACUGCAAUUGUUACCAAUGCUCCACCUGAUUUUUAAGCACCUGUUAGUGAAGGCAUACUUUAGUGGCUAUUUUUCCAGGCAUCUUGUCUUUGCCUGUAGCAUAUUCGAUGUGUAGAGAACUUGCUUUUUCAGUGAAUCUUGGUCACUGAGCCCAGCUCUUUUACCUGUUUUUUUUUCUCCAGUGAGUGAGUUGUUGGGGUAAAAGAAGUUUUGAUUAAAAAUAGUUGUGGUUAGUUUGAGUACCUGGAUAUAUGUAUGUAUAAGUAUAUAUAUAUAUACACGCACAGGCUAUAAGUAGAUUUUUAUGAAGGCCAUCUGGGCUUGAAGAAGAUUAAAGCAUCCUUUGGCAGUGAGCAUGAUACCUUUCAGUAUAAUGAGGGAAUAUGGCGCUUAGUGCAAAAUAUAUGUUAUUAUUGAAGAAGGCCGUGAAGCAUGCAGUGCAUUGUCUAAGCAUAGUAGUGUUUGUGCAUUUAAUGAUGUAGUGUAACUUGAGAAAUUAGUCAGCUGUGUUGGGUAACAGAUGUUCGAGUUAAAGUGAUAUUAAUUAGAUGAGUAAUACGUAUUUAGAAUUUGCUGCCACUUUACAUUUUCUCUUAUCCUUUAAGUGCUUAGCCAUUAAACGGAGUUGAAGGAAGCUCCUUAUCAAGAGCUGUAUUUAUUGGAGUACUGGUCACAUUAAAAUAUUACAGAUGGCUCCAUGCAUCAUGGGUUUGCACCAAAAUUCCACUGCUCUAUGUUGAGAAAUGUUUUGUUUCUGUGUAUGCUAAUCACUGCAAAACAAGUGGGAAGUAGCUCAACAACUUUUUGCAGAAAAUCUUCCAGUUUCUUUGUACGUAUCAUUCAAAAAAACAAAAAAAACAGGCGUGCAUGUUGGUUCAUUCUCUAGAGGGAACAAAAGCGCUGCUUGAAUGUGCAGUGUUUAACACAUCAGUUCUCCAAAAAUGUUAGGUCUACUUUAGGGAAUUUUGAUGUGCAGAGAAUUUAUAGUUGCACCAUAGUCGCACAAGCCAGUGACCGAUACCUGACAGCUGGAGAUUUUGCCAGUGAUCCUUAGCACUUGUUUUCAAAGGCUGCAUUUUUUUGACCGGUGUGAUUAAAAAGAAGCACUUAUAUGCGUUUCUCAAGUCUUAUCGCUUGGGCUUGCUUACACCCUGUAUAUAUGUGUAUAUGUAGAAACUUUGUACAGGGCUGCAUUAAUAAAAGUGACUGUAGACGUGAGUUAUCAAAACUACAAAACUGUACCAGACUAAUCUCGUGUAGGUGUUACAAAAUAUCAGUGUAAUUGGCAAACAAUGAAACAUACAUUUAUAUUCAAUUCUGCCCUGUGUUUUGCUUUAUUGAGUAUCGGCAUGCAUAGUCAAUUCUACACCCGUGAGGAUAUAUGUAACCUGCAUUCUUGCAGUACAUUUGUCCAGCUUCACUAUCCCAGCAAAGUGAGUUGCAAGGGGAGGCCACAUACGUGUGCUGGUAUUGGCACAACAACACAAGUUGUGAGGCUCAGUGAUCUCAUGUGUAGACCAAUGUUGCACUGACUGGAUAAACUCUACCAUGUGAUGCUUUUCUGGCUUGAUGGCUGCAAAACUGUGGUACUGCUGCUUGUAUUGGUAGCCUUUAGUGUUUGCUCUUGUUUCUUCUGUGCGUUGUCCUCCAUUUUAGAAUCAAACAAUAUCGAAUUGAGAUGGGAUGGUUUGCAUGCCUCUUGUCAGUGAUGUGCAUGAAGCCUGGGGAGUCGGUGCAAUGUGUUAAGGCAAAGUAUGGUCACCAAGAUUUUUUUUUUUUUGUAAAGAUUCCAUUGGUUGUGUGGGAUUACUUUCUAGCUUGAAACAGCUGAGCUUUUCUGUCACGUAUAUACCGGUAUGUUCAUUCGUGAUAUGUUGAAACGGCAUAAAUAUCUAAUAAUGGGUAGCAGGCUUUGCCACUGCAGUAACCCUCUAGCAACCAGUGGGCUUAUAUUACUUCCUACAGUUGGCUUCUUGCUGUUGAGCUUGCAGCAUUCUUCCUAACGCACAACGGUCACCCCUUUGCAUCGACAGUGGUGCUCCCUUCAUCUUGUGGGCUGUGAGCUUCGCAGGACUUUCUUCUUUCUCGUAAUGUGCACAAGAUGCAAAUGCUGCAAAGGAAAGUGAGUGCAGCACAUAUGCAAGGCCUGUGUUGUGCCCAUGUCUUUCUGUACAAAAUACCACACGAAGUGAUAUCAUUACUUUGUGAACACAUGAUAGCUUCUACCUGUGGAAAAUAUUCUGGGCUAUUAGAUUCAUUUCAUUUACAAGAUCUGAAUAAGUUUCUCAAACUUGAAGGGACACUAAAGAAGAAAAUGAUUUCGCUUUAAUACCAAAAAGACAACCCUUGCCGCAAGAAGACUCUUGGUAAGCCAGAGAACGCACAAAAAUGAAAUACAGGUAGUGCCGUCACCUUCAAGUUACUGCACCAACUUGCCAUGAUGUCAUAGACUUCGAUGGCAUAUGCUGGGGCCUGUAUAACUCUUUAUCAGCUAAAAUGAAUUACAGUAUGUGCUUAGGGAGCCAGAGACUUGACAUCGCAAGUUUAAGGAAGUUUUGCUGAGCAAAUAUGGCUGAAAGGCAAAAAAAAAGAAGCUUGAAAUCUGACUGGACAUUUUGCUGAGGUUUAGGUACGAAAUUCAAAAGUGAAACUUUGCCCUUUAUUUCUUCUUUUAAUAAUGAUCCUGCAAUCAAAAAAUUACCAAUAGAGUUCUCAAAGAAUAAUUAACCCUUUUAUUGCUGGGCUUUGUUGGAGGUGACGCACACUGAGCACCUGUGUUUUUUUUCCCUAAACGUUGUUACACUUAUGUGAGGAUGCUUAGAUGUGCUUUUGUUUAUUGAACUUGACCACUCAAAGCAACAAGAGCAAUGGGUAGAAGAGAAGGCAACAGAUUAGAGUUUCGACAAAUCAUGAAGACAUCCUGGAGGAAGCACGCCUUACCCAAGACAGCGGAUGCAAAAAAAAAAGAA
This is a messenger RNA of Rhipicephalus sanguineus (brown dog tick), 5104 nucleotides long. Its product is annotated as phosphatidylinositol 3,4,5-trisphosphate 3-phosphatase and dual-specificity protein phosphatase PTEN. Gene Ontology annotation, molecular function: phosphatidylinositol-3,4,5-trisphosphate 3-phosphatase activity; protein tyrosine phosphatase activity. NCBI's taxonomy places the organism in Eukaryota, Metazoa, Arthropoda, Arachnida, Ixodida, Ixodidae. Gene Ontology annotation, biological process: phosphatidylinositol dephosphorylation; protein dephosphorylation; negative regulation of cell population proliferation. Gene Ontology annotation, cellular component: cytosol; cell projection; nucleus. The record is from RefSeq and is a predicted model, not a curated record.